GCCCAUCAUACACAAUAACCCAACUUGUAAGCCCUUAUUUUUCUCCCCCUUUCUCUGUCCCUGCGUCUCCGUGCAACCGCCGACUGCCUACGCCGCUCCACUCGCCGGCAAAGCCGCCGUCAUCACCAUUUCCAGUUUCCUCAUCUCUUUAACUUAGGUGUUAGGGAUCAAGGUUAUGCUCAAAUGGCCAUUCCAACACCAAAACUUCUCAAGAUAAAUUGGUGUUCUUCACGGUCAAUAGCUAGUUCAGAUGUAUACAGAGUGUAUGAUAUUUUAUACACUUCAUUUUGCACCAUGACUGAAUGCCCAAAAGUCGAUGAGGUUGAUGAUCCGGUAGAGGUAACCGAAUCUCCGGAUCUUCCAAUUUGGGUUAGAAUUACAGAAAAUGAUAGUCUAGUAACAAAGACACCAGAGGAUGAUUUCAUGCUCCCUUCGGUAUCUUAUUGGAUGGAAAACUAUAAACGCGAAGAACCCAAGGUAUACGAUAAAGUCACUGUAGGUAACAAGGGCGAGAGCGAUACAAAAAAGAUAACGAAAGUUUUAACGAAGCAUUUUGAAUCGGUUGAGUCUGUUGUACGAGCUUUAAAUGACUGUAACAUUGCUCCAUCUGAAAGCUUAGUUGCUCAAAUGCUGAAAAGAUUUGAUAAUAACUGGAAGUCGGCUUAUGGUGUGUUUACAUGGGCUGAAUCAUGCUUAGGUUCCAAGUUUUCACCUGAUAUGUAUGACUUGUUGGUUGAUUGUUUGGGGAAGUCGAAGAAGUUUGAUCUGAUGCGGCAGGUGGUUAAACAUAUGGUUCAGAUUGGAGACGAUUAUGUUACGGUGAACACUAUCGCAAAGGUCAUAAGGAGGCUCGCAAAGGCGGGACUGCAUGAAGCAGCGAUAGACGAGUUUAGAGGAAUCGAGCAAUUUGGGGUUAAAAGAGAUCUUUUGGCGUUGAAUAUAUUGGUUGAUGCAUUAGCGAAAGAAAAGAACGUUGAGCGCGCUAAUGACGUAUUUGUUGAGUUUAAGGAUGAAAUACCUCCGAAUUCUCAUACUUUUAAUUCGUUGAUACAUGGCUGGGCUAAAGCUCGGGAUAUUGGAAAGAUUCAAGCCACCAUGGAGGAGAUGAAGAAACACGGGAUUUGUCCUGAUGUUGUUUCUUAUACGUCUUUGAUAGAAGCUUAUUGUAGUGAAAAAGAUUUCAGAAAGGUUGAUCAAGUUUUAGAGGAAAUGCAACAAAAAGGAUGCCCUCCGAAUAUUAUAACGUACACUAUUAUAAUGCAUGCUCGUGGGAAGUCGAAGGAAAUCGAUGAAGCUUUAAAGGUUUAUGAGAAAAUAAAGUCCGAUAAUUGCGUCCUUGAUGCAUCAUUUUUCAGCUCUUUGAUUCACAUUUUGUCGAAAGCUGGUAGACUAAAGGACGCACGUGAAGUGUUUGAUGAAAUGCCUGACCAAGGAGUUAAACGCGACACUCAUACGUUUAACACCAUGAUAACUAGUGUUUGUGAGCACACUCAAGAAGAGGAUGCACUCAAGCUGCUACAUGAGAUGGAAAAGUGUGGCGUGAAACCCAACUUUGACACGUAUGCGCCAUUGUUAAAGAUGUGUUUAAAGUUGAAAAGAAUGAAGGUGGUUUCUUUCUUGUUGAAUCAUAUGUUGGACAAUAAUGUUAGUGUUGGACUUGGAACGUAUAGCCUUUUGGUUCGCGGGUUAUGCAAGAACGGAAAACUUAAACACGCAUGCUUGUUUUUGGAAGAUGCGGUGAUGAGAGGUUUUGUCCCUUAUGAUACAAUGUUUAAGUUGUUGGAAACCGAGCUCGAAAAAGAGGGCAUGAUCGAAGAAAAGAAGAGGAUACAAGAGUUGAAGUUAAUUCGACCCGCCGAAGAAAAUAUGACUCCUACUUAGAUGUGGCAAAAGUGUUAUGGUUUCUCGUUUGUUUUCAUUGAUUGUCGUUAAACUCUUCGUGCAUUUUACUUUAGAUUAAAGGGUUCGGAUAACAAAAGCUUUCUAAAAAUUC
Molecule: messenger RNA, 1993 nt
Organism: Helianthus annuus (common sunflower)
Lineage: Eukaryota; Viridiplantae; Streptophyta; Magnoliopsida; Asterales; Asteraceae
Product: pentatricopeptide repeat-containing protein At3g22670, mitochondrial
Exons: 2
Coding region: 184-1881 (565 amino acids)
Molecular function (GO): protein binding
Source: RefSeq, a predicted model, not a curated record